Molecule: messenger RNA, 1191 nt
Organism: Pogona vitticeps (central bearded dragon)
Lineage: Eukaryota; Metazoa; Chordata; Lepidosauria; Squamata; Agamidae
Gene: ONECUT3
Product: one cut homeobox 3
Biological process (GO): regulation of transcription by RNA polymerase II
Cellular component (GO): nucleus
Molecular function (GO): RNA polymerase II cis-regulatory region sequence-specific DNA binding; DNA-binding transcription factor activity, RNA polymerase II-specific
Source: RefSeq, a predicted model, not a curated record
GACUACCGGCCGCCUCCGGCGGAGCACAGCCUGGGGGGGCCGCUGCACCCGGCCAUGAGCAUGGCCUGCGAGUCGCCGUCCGGCAUGAGCACUUAUACCACGCUCACCCCGCUCCAGCACCUGCCGCCCAUCUCCACCGUCUCCGAGAAGUUCCACCACCACCACCACCAUCAUCACCACCCCCCGCACCAUCAUCCGCACCACCACCAGCGCCUCUCGGGCAACGUCGGCGGCGGCUUCGCCCUGAUGCGCGAGGAGCGCAGCCUGGCCGCCUCCAUGGGCAACCUCUACGGCCAUUACCCGAAAGACAUGACGGCCAUGGGGCAGCCCCUCUCGCCCCUCGCCAACGGGCUGGGCUCGCUCCACAACGGCCAGCAGCCCCUGGCCCCCUACGGGGGACACCUGGCCGGCGACAAGCUCCUCUCACCCAACGGGUUCGAGACCCACAUGCUCUCCCGGAGCGAGGAUCCCCUGGCCAGGGGGCUCGGGGGCCCCGGGUCGGGGAUGAUGCCCCCGCCGCUCAACGGCAUGCACCCCCACGGGCACCCCCACCACGGGCAAGCCAACGGGGCCCUCCUGGGCGAGCGGGAGAGGCACCACGCCGCCGCCGCUGCCGCUGCCGCCGCCUCGGCUUCCCAAGCCGGCGGGUCGGGCCAGGUGGAGGAGAUCAACACGAAAGAGGUGGCGCAGCGCAUCACGGCCGAGCUGAAGCGCUACAGCAUCCCGCAGGCCAUCUUCGCCCAGCGCAUCCUCUGCCGCUCCCAGGGGACCCUCUCCGACCUCCUGCGCAACCCCAAACCCUGGAGCAAGCUGAAGUCCGGGCGCGAGACCUUCCGCAGGAUGUGGAAAUGGCUCCAGGAACCCGAAUUCCAGAGGAUGUCCGCCUUGAGGCUGGCAGCGUGCAAGCGUAAAGAGCAGGAGCAACAGAAAGACCGGAACCUACAGCCCAAGAAGCAGCGGUUGGUCUUCACCGACCUCCAGCGCCGGACCCUAAUCGCCAUCUUCAAGGAGAAUAAGCGCCCCUCCAAGGAGAUGCAAAUGACGAUUUCCCAGCAGCUGGGCCUGGAACUCAACACUGUCAGCAAUUUCUUCAUGAAUGCCCGCCGGCGGUGCAUGAACCGCUGGCAGGAAGACCCCGGCCCCAAUCCCGGGGUCCCGUCUUCGUCGGCAAGCACUUUUUCCAAAGCAUGA